Prorocentrum cordatum is the source of this 261-nucleotide messenger RNA. The record is from the annotation of a GenBank genome assembly. NCBI's taxonomy places the organism in Eukaryota, Dinophyceae, Prorocentrales, Prorocentraceae.
GCCUCCUGCAGCACGAUGACGUGCAGUGGGAACCAGGUGCUCAGCCAGAGCGCCAACACCCUCUGGUGCAGUUCCGACCCGUGCGGGGAGGCGGACGCCGAGAAGUGCUGCGUAGACGCCGCCAGCUGCGACGACCUCAGGUCCAGCUGCCCCUCGGGCAAAUCCUUGGUGUACCGCUCCAAGGAGGUGCUCUGCGUGAAGCGGAUCGUGGAGACGACAAUGGUGACGAUGCGCUGCGCGAGGUUUCUGAGACGGGACUGA